Molecule: messenger RNA, 2586 nt
Organism: Passer montanus (Eurasian tree sparrow)
Lineage: Eukaryota; Metazoa; Chordata; Aves; Passeriformes; Passeridae
Gene: ADAM8
Product: ADAM metallopeptidase domain 8
Exons: 20
Biological process (GO): positive regulation of cellular extravasation; positive regulation of membrane protein ectodomain proteolysis; regulation of cell-cell adhesion
Molecular function (GO): metalloendopeptidase activity; cell adhesion molecule binding
Source: RefSeq, a predicted model, not a curated record
AUGCCCGCACCGCCCUCCCUCCAAUUCCCCGUGGGCAGUCCCCGUUUCCCCACGGACGCCGCCCGCCGAUCCCCCUCGUUCCCUCCCCGGUGCCCCGUGUCCCCUGGCCGGUCCCGCCGCCCGGAGCCCCGUUCCCGUUCCCGGCGUGCCCGUUCCCCGCUCCGGGGGCGGCCCGUCCCGCCGGUCCCGCCCCGCCCGGUCCCGUCGCCGGCCCGCGGCUCCCCGGCCGGGCUGGAGCAGAAGCUGCCGCACGUGGAGAGCUACGAGACGGUGCUGCCGCGGGAGCUGCCGGUGCCCCGGGCCAAGCGGGAGCUCUCCGCCCCUCCGAGCACCUACCCAAGCCACGUCCUCUACGGCAUCCGUGCUGAAGGCAGGGAGCACCUCCUGUGGCUGGAGAAGAACAGGGCCCUGCUGGGGCAGCACUACACCGAGACUCACUACUCUGCCGAUGGCUCGGAGAUCACGGAGCAGCCGGACACCCAGGAUCACUGCUUCUACCAGGGCCACGUGCGGGGACAGCCCGACUCGGCAGCGAGCAUCAGCACCUGCGGCGGCCUCAGUGGGUUUUUCCGCGUGAAUGGGACCACGUUCGUGCUGGAGCCGCUGGAGGGGGCCGUGGCCGGCCGGCACGCCGUGUACCGGGCUGCUCACCUGCGGGGCAAGCGCGGCACCUGCCGGGAGCCCGGCGCCACCCUGCGCUACGACCGCGAGCCCAAAACCCCGGCAGCCAUGAAGCUGCACCGCUGGAAAUCAGGUCCGGUACAAAAGGGUCCCCGGUACGUGGAGCUGGUGCUGGUGGCAGACAACCAGGAGUUCAGGAAGCACAAGGACCUCCGCACCGUGCAGAACCGCAUGAAGGAAAUCGUGAACCACGUGGACAAGCUCUACCAGCCUCUUCGCCUGCGGGUGGCCCUGAUUGGCCUGGAGGUGUGGAACCACAGGGACAAGAUCACAGUCAGCCCCAACCCCGAGGUGACACUGGACAACUUCCUGCACUGGCGGGAGUCGGAGCUGCUGCGCAAGAAGCCCCACGACAACGCCCAGCUGAUCACGGGUGUUGACUUCCACGGCAACACCGUGGGGCUGGCCAAGAAGCUGGUGAUGUGCACCAGGGACUCGGGCGGCGUCAACCAGGAUCACAGCACCAACCCCAUCGGCGCCGCGUCCACCUUGGCCCACGAGAUGGGGCACAACCUGGGCAUGUCCCACGACGAGGACGUCGCUGGCUGCCGCUGCCCUGUCCCCAAAGCUGACGGGGGCUGCGUCAUGGCAGGGAGCGUUGGGCUGGUUUACCCCAAGCUCUUCAGCCGCUGCAGCGAGCAGGACAUGUGGCAGUUCCUGGGGGACCCGCGCACCAGCUGCCUGCUGAACGCGCCGCGGGCGGACGAGCUCUACGGGGGCCCGGUGUGCGGGAACCAGUUCGUGGAGCGGGGAGAGCAGUGCGACUGCGGCACGCCCCAGGAGUGCUCGGACCGCUGCUGCAAUGCCACCACGUGCCAGCUGAGAGAGGGAGCAGAGUGUGCCCGAGGGGAAUGCUGCCAGGACUGCAAGGUGAAGGCUGCAGGCACGCUCUGCCGGGCCAGCAAGAACGACUGCGACCUCGCCGAGCACUGCAGCGGCCUCAGCGCCGAGUGCCCCGAGGAUGUGUUCCAGGAGAACGGCAUCUCCUGCCAGCACGGCAGCGGCUACUGCUACAACGGGGCCUGCCCUUCGCACGGCGAGCAGUGCCGGGCGCUCUGGGGCGCAGAGGCGCAGGUGGCUCCCGACGUCUGCUUCAAGCACAACAGCGAGCAGCACGUCCACCUGCACUGCCUCACCGAGUACGGCAAGCAGCCCUGCAGCCCCAAGGAUGUCAAGUGCGGCACGCUGCUGUGCCUGAGCGACAAGAGCCAGCCCAUCCUGGGCAGCGGCUACUACUCCUUCGGCUACUACUUCGGCCGCUUCAAGUGCAAGGCGGUGAUCGCGGGCAGCGACGCCGGCGAGGCGGCCGAGCUGCGGCUGGUGCCCACGGGCGCCAAGUGCGGCGAGGAGAUGGUCUGCUACGCCGGGCGCUGCCAGAACCUCCUGGUCUACGGCGACAAGAACUGCUCGGCCAAGUGCAACAACCACGGGGUGUGCAACCACCGCCGCGAGUGCCACUGCGAGCCCGGCUGGGCCGCGCCCUACUGCGAGCAGGAGAUCUCAGGGAUCGCCGCAGGCAGCGGCAGCGCGGCGCUGGCGGCCGGGCUGGCCGUGCUGGCGCUGGCCGGCGCCGGGCUGGGCAGCGGCCUGCUGCUCCUCAGAGCCAGGGCGGCGCGGCGCUCCCACAAAGGGAGCUCCAGCGGGACUCCCUCCGGCCUGGCCAACCCGCUGUUCCAGGAGGGCGGCCGGGCGCGGCCGUGCCGCCGCCAGCUGUCCCGCAGGGACAUCGGCCAGCCCAGCCUGCUCAGCAGCACGGCAGCGCCGCGGGGCCGGGCACACAGCCCCGUGACGGCCCGGGCACAGAGCCCUGUGAGGGCCCGGGCACACAGCCCCGUGCUGGCCCGGGCACACAGCCCCGCGCCGGCCCCGCAGCCACCCGCCCCCGGCCCGCUGGGGCCGCCUCGC